UAUUCAGUCUAACCCAAAGACCCGAAGUACGAUUCUGCGAGCGCCAGAUAGAGUCAGGAUGACAUCCAACCGAACUGCAGACGAGCUCCUCAAGUGGGGUCUCCGACACUCUGCUGGCCCGUCGACAGAUGGCAGCGACGGCGCUGGCGCGAGCGCUGAGGCCGCGCCAAGUUCGAUCGCCGCCAUUAGCGCUGACAUUGCAGCGGGCAAGCGGCCAGAUCUGUCAGACCCCAACCUCUACCAGGCGAUCAUGGGAAAGAGUGAGGCACAGAUGAUGCAAGAGGAGCUGGCAGUCGCUCUGGAUGAGGGGAGAAGGGAAGAGGAUCGAUGUACUGCAUUAGACAAUUUCGAGAUGCUAAUCGAACAAGUGGACAAUGCGAACAAUAUCAUGAACAUGAAAAUGUGGCCGCCACUUCUUACCCUUCUUGAGUCACCGCUCCCGUCGAUCCAGCUUGCCGCCGCAUGGAUUGUGGGGACAGCAGUGCAGAACAACGACAAGGCGCAGAUGGCCGUGCUCUCAUUCGAUCCACUGCCGCGUCUGCUCGAGAUUCUCGACGGCAGUGACAAGGCCGAGGUGCGAAGCAAAGCAAUGUACGCGCUCAGCGGCAUCCUUAAGCACAAUCCACAGGCGGUUAAGGUCUUUGCCGAGGAGUGCGACGGGUGGCAAAAGUUGCAGGCGGCGCUUAGUGAUCCGAACAUCACGCUCCGCCGCAAGACGGCUUUUCUGAUCUGCAGCCUGUUGCUGCAAGAUCAAGCGGCUGGAGAUGCAGACCAGGGCGACAGCGCCACGCCGGCGAGCGUAGCGACAGGACCCUCACCUGCACUGAGCAACCCAACCUCAGGCACCUCGACGCCGUCUCGCGCAACAGCUGUCGUCCCGCACGCGUCGUCAGCCAAUCCGAGCUCGUCAGCACCAAGCGGGUGUGCACCGCUCGAGCUGGGGCCGGAGACGUACCGCGCUGGCGUGGCGCAUCCGAACGUCUCACGUGCCGUGAAGAGCAGCGGGCUGCUGCGCACGCUCGCCUUGUCGCUCCUGCCGCCCCCCUCGAGCGCGGACGCUUGGGAGAGCGUGGCCGCGUGCGGUGAGGACGGCGACAAAGAGGCACGCAGCGACCUGGACUAUGCAGAGAAGGCUACGCGUGCGCUGUUCGUCUUUGUCGAGCGUGCUACAGAGGAUGCGCGACGCAGUGUUGCACUCGAUCAGCAGGACCGCGCGGUGCUCACCCGCGUGAGGGAUGAGCUGUCGGGAAAGCCGCUCGACCCUGCUAGUGGCAGCUACCAGACGCGAUGGGAGGAGAUUGGCAUCGAAAAGGAAGAGUGGCAAGCGUUCGAGCAAAGGCUGGCACGAUUGUUCGGGCAGUAAGGGGGAGGGUCCAGCUCCUCCUGGCAUGCUGAAUUAGCACUCUGCACCCAUCAUUGCCCUCGUUAUAUGUAUGCAUGUAUCCUACUUGACCACGGCACGACAACUUCUUGUAAAUCAGCAG
This is a messenger RNA of Tilletiaria anomala UBC 951, 1484 nucleotides long. Its product is annotated as Fes1-domain-containing protein. NCBI's taxonomy places the organism in Eukaryota, Fungi, Basidiomycota, Exobasidiomycetes, Georgefischeriales, Tilletiariaceae. The coding region runs from base 59 to 1363 and encodes 434 amino acids. The record is from RefSeq and is a predicted model, not a curated record. The transcript has 2 exons.